Molecule: messenger RNA, 2857 nt
Organism: Jatropha curcas
Lineage: Eukaryota; Viridiplantae; Streptophyta; Magnoliopsida; Malpighiales; Euphorbiaceae
Gene: APC4
Product: Transducin/WD40 repeat-like superfamily protein
Biological process (GO): protein K11-linked ubiquitination; anaphase-promoting complex-dependent catabolic process
Cellular component (GO): nuclear periphery; anaphase-promoting complex
Molecular function (GO): protein binding
Source: RefSeq, a predicted model, not a curated record
CUGUUUCCCACUUCAUCGCCUAGCAACACUUCUGCUCCUACGCCACCGGCUACUUAUUUUUUCUCCUUUAGUUCUUACUUCUACUUCACUAAAUUCUUAUGCUUCCACUUCUAUUUCACUAAACGAAACACCGGUUACGGUUUCUACAACAGAAUUUCUUUCGCAUUUUUCUUCAAUCAUGGAAACUGACGAGGAGCAACCAGUGCUUCCAUUUCAGCUUCAAUUCGACAAACCCGUAGCCUCUCAGAUUAAAAUUGCUGAGUGGAACCCAGAGAAGGAUUUAUUAGCAAUGGUGACAGAGGAUUCAAAGGUUUUGCUCCAUCGCUUCAAUUGGCAGAGGUUAUGGACCAUCUCCCCUGGAAAGUGCAUUACAUCAUUAUGCUGGCGUCCUGAUGGUAAGGCGAUAGCCGUUGGACUUGAAGAUGGAACCAUUUCCUUGCAUGAUGUCGAGAAUGGGAAGUUAUUGAGGAGCUUGAAAUCUCAUACUGUUGCAGUUGUGUGUCUUAACUGGGAGGAGGAUGGACAACUAAAAAGGAUUGAUUGUUGUAACUUCUCAACAUAUGAAGACCGUACUCCUCGUUUCUUCCCUCCUGCUCCAAGGCCACCUAGGAUGCCUGGUGUGGUGUCUGGGGAUGCCGGUUUCAUGGAUGACAACGAAGAUUCAUACCAAGAGUUGUCAAAUUCUUCAUACCAGCAAUUUAAUAUUUUAUGUAGCGCUGACAGAGAUGGAAGCAUUUGCUUUAGUAUUUUCGGAAUAUUUCCCAUAGGAAAAAUAAAUGUACACGACUUUUCUGUUCCUGCUCCCUUUGUGGAUAAGCAAUCUGUUUACCAGCUUAUGAAUGCUUCGAGUUGCAAGGUCGCUUUGUCAAAAGACCUUCGUCAUAUGAUUGUCAUGUGCUCAGGAGAACUUAAUGAUAAUAUGGUUGGAUCGAGAGAAAAUCAAAUGGCUGGGGAUGUUAUGCAUGGGUCACAUGGCUUAGUUCUUGAUACUUCCAUCUUCUCAAAGAGGAAAAGUGAGCUCCAUCAAUUGGCCCAACAAGCUUCUAAUAUUGAGGAGUUAACCGAGGUUAUCCGGGCAUCAUUAUCAGUGAUGUCAACACAGUGGUCAGAUGCCAUGCGUGUGUUUCAUGAGAAGUUUGAUUCGCUAUCUAAUUUGAUUGUGGACCAUGCCCUGGACUCAUCUCCCCAAGAGGAGUUUCUGAGCCUUUUAGGUGGCGCUCGGACUAGUCCUGCAGUACAUCAAUUUCUGGUUAAUACUCUUGGUGAAGUGGGUGUGAAGCGUGUAUCAAAAGUUGUUUGUGGUGCUGGGAAAGAACUUCAGCGUAUUGUUCUUGAUCAUAUUCAGCCUGCUGCAGAAAUAAUUGCAUUUAGAAUGGGAGAACUAAGAGGCCUGUCAAGAUGGCGUGCUCGCUACCAAGGUAUUGGUUUGGAUGAGAUGCUCAUCAAUAAUGCAACAGAAAAAUCAGGCAUGAUGCUAGUACAAAUUGAACGGUUUAUGAGGGUUCUUUCAUCCGUGGAGCAACAGUUCUCAAAUUUCUUCAAUUGGCUGCUUAAAUGUAUAAAACUACUUAUGCAAGAACCAAGUGAUCAGCUUCUGCCAUACAACAGCGAACUUGUUGUCAUAUUCUUGAAGUUCUUAUAUGAUCAAGAUCCAGUAAGGCAGUUGCUAGAACUAUCUGAAGUCAGUCAUAAUAUUGAAGUUGAUUUGGAAACUAUGCAAAGAGUUAAAGAAUUAGUUCAGUUUGGAGGCUUUUCAGACUCUGAAUAUCUGAGAAGGACAUUAGCUAAAGAAUUUCAGCAAAUGGAGUCUAGCUUCAAGGAGGCUUUUCACAUGCCCUUUAAUACAAUCUCGAGAAAAAUACUAUGCAAGGAUUUGCUGCCGCUGUUUCCACUUCCGUCCUCAUCAGCAUCUACAUCCAUAACAAUUCCUAUGUCAAUAUCAUUCUACGAGGAAGACUCCCAAUCAGUUUCAUCUAAUCAGACUUGUCAACAUGAUCUUAUUGAUUACAUAUGCUUCCAAGUACCAAAUGAACCUUCUUCAGAUAUUUCAAAUUGUAUAGGCAUAAUGAGAGGGUUUACGAAUGAUCCGAGCAGUUUAAAGGAGAGCUAUACUUCAUUGGAAGCCAUAUUGUUGUCUAUUCCUGCUGGUUAUGACUGUGUUGAUCUUUCUUUAUAUAAGGAUACUCAAAUUGUCUUGUUACUAAAUGGGACUGUCACAUCAUCUGAAAGCUCUGGAGAUGCAUGUAUGAUGAUUUUGCAAGCUAAUGACCUUCCAUUUAUAUCUAUUUCAAGGUCGACUUCUUUGAAGAUGUGGAAAUCGCAUCAACUUAGGGAUGCUGUCGUGCAGCUGCAAAUGGAGAAUGAAAAGGUUCGCUAUAUUCCUCAUUCUGUAAUUGCUCCCUUGGCUGUCAGUGCAUCCAGAGGUGUAGCCUGCAUUUUUGCUGCAAGAAAACGCGCCUUGGUUUACAUCUUGGAGGAAGAUGAAGAUGAAGUUCCAGAAACAGAAUGGCUGCCUCCCUCUUGAUGAUUACAAUUUCAUGCUUGGAUAAGGAAAUCGCUAAAAUGCCAUCGUAAGGAUGACCAAACUCGUAAGAAGAGGCGCGUGAGAUGAAGAGUUGAAGGAGAUAUUUAUUGGCACUAAACAACUUCUGCACCCUUUGGAAUGUCGUUUAUUUUGUAUUUUAUGUAAAAAAUAAAAAAUAAAAAGUAUAACGACUGUAUGAGCUUUUGUCGUUUAUACGACCAACCCUUAAGGGUUUAGAGUAACAACCGUGCGCCAUUUUGUUCGUUCUUAUGGUUCUGCAAGUUCGGUUUGUUCAGUGUCUUUUGUCCCAAAUAAAAUAUCCUUUUAGAAAAA